Molecule: messenger RNA, 1252 nt
Organism: Tilletiaria anomala UBC 951
Lineage: Eukaryota; Fungi; Basidiomycota; Exobasidiomycetes; Georgefischeriales; Tilletiariaceae
Exons: 2
Coding region: 179-1111 (310 amino acids)
Source: RefSeq, a predicted model, not a curated record
UCUCCUUUGAAAGCAAACCUUACGCUGGUGCCAUUCACCUCGCUUCUUGAUUCUCUUCGGCACUCUUCCAGGCCACACCUCUGAACGAGAGUCGUCGUGAAUCAAGGGCUCCUUUGCGUUGUGGCCCGGAGCUCUUCAUCUCCCUUGCACGUCUGGAAUAGCCGCAUCAGCAGCAACCAUGAAGAUCACAGCAGCACUCACGCUGCUUGCCGUCAGCAUCUCGCUGUCGGAGGCCAGCCUCUCGUCCAGCAAGCAUGCUUCUCCCGCCCAAGGCCUGGACGCGGCACGCAGGCACCACGCCAAGCUCGCCGAGCGCGCCUCUAUGUCCGCCGUGAAAAAUGUGACGGACGUCGCAGGGAUGCUGCAGCUCUUCAAGCGCGGCGGCGAGUGCUCGGGCCAUGGGACGUGGUACAACACCGAGACGGGCAACGCAGGCGCCUGCGGCUCGAUGCUCAGCAACAACGCCUACACUGUCGCACUUGCCCAGCCUGCCUGGGGCAACCUCAACCAGAGGUUUUCUGGCUGCAACAGUGUAAUCACCAUCACGGCCAACGGCAAGUCGCACACAGCUAGGAUUGUCGAUGCCUGCCCGACUGGCGGCGGAAACUGCGGCAGUGCAUGCGACUUGGACAUGUCGCCGGCGCUUUUCGACUUUUUUGCUCCUCAGAGUGUCGGCAAGAUGCCCAUAUCCUGGACGUACGGCGGGGACGUCGUCAAAAACGUCGUGCACGCCAUUAGCGGCAACGACGGCAACCGGAAAGAAUCAACCUCAUCGAGCUCGUCCGACGACGCUGCCUCGCGCGCCAGCGCUGCUGCCUCGCGCGCCUCUGCGAGCGCCGCUGCCUCACGCUCGUCUCUCUUGGCGUCCAAGUCGCGCGCAUCUGCCAGUGCCGCUGCAUCGCGCUCGUCCGUCAGCGCCGCUGCGUCGCGCUUGUCCGUCUUGGCGUCCAAGUCACGUGCGUCGGUCGCCAAGUCCAAGUCAGAGAGCGAGGCGUCCGCGUCGCGCUCUGCCGCCGCGGCCGCGGAGAGCUAUCGCAAGGCAGACAAGAACAUCAUGUACCUCAACAACAUUCUCGACGCAUACGGUAAAAUGGCCCAGCAGGCGCACUAAGCAGUUUUUGCUCGACCGUCCCCACGACCCUUGUAGUGAUUGACUCGCAUCAGGGCGUGAGGACGUCAUUCUGCAUCAGCCUUCGCGCUCUCCCUAUUCGGCAAGGUCACCCGCGCCGGUCGUUGGUGGUCCGUCUCUUGG